AUGUGGCCGUCUAUUCUACUCGCUCUCCUGAUUUUUACAGCGCCAAUUACGCACGGACAAGAAGACGAUGAUGAUCAGGGGAAUGAUCAGACCAUCGACAAGGAAAUCAAGGACGCGGACUUGCCAGACAAUUCGACUUCGACUUUUCCCCCGCCUGCCAAUGCUACCGUCCCAGUAGUGGUGGAGGAAGAGCCGACACCUGAGGCUACUCCCUGGAUACUGUAUGGUGGAGUAGCCUUCGCCGCGCUGGCGUGCAUCAUUGUGAUGUGCGGUUGCUGUUGCUACUGUUGUCGGAACAGGAGAGGGAACGACCGUGCCCGCGCCGACCUCGAGAAGGGCGGCUACAAACAGAAGCAGCAAGGAAAAGCCGGCGGCAAGCAAAAGCCAGCCCAAAAAUACGCCAGACGGCCCCCUGCUCUACCACCCGCUCAGGAGCCCGAUGAACGCGCCUACGCCCCGGUGAACAUCUCCGACGAUACGGCAUCAGCCCGGACCGGGCAGCUGGCCGACCCCGUUCAGCCGCCAGUCAUCCAGCCCGUCUACCAGCCCGUCGUGCAACCCGUCGUGCAGCCAGUCGUCGCGCCGUGCCCCGUCCCCUACUACGUGCCCCCGCCGAUCGUCGACCUGUGCUACAGCCCGUGCUACGACUAUGGGUACGACUACGGGUACUCGGGCUGCUACGACUGCGGCUACGACUGCAACUGCUGCGAAUACACCUACGACUAUGACGGUUACUGG
Mesorhabditis spiculigera is the source of this 738-nucleotide messenger RNA. The record is from the annotation of a GenBank genome assembly. NCBI's taxonomy places the organism in Eukaryota, Metazoa, Nematoda, Chromadorea, Rhabditida, Rhabditidae.